Messenger RNA from Vespula pensylvanica (western yellowjacket), 3514 nucleotides. RefSeq names its product LON peptidase N-terminal domain and RING finger protein 1. Bases 613 to 2778 code for a protein of 721 amino acids. The record is from RefSeq and is a predicted model, not a curated record. Lineage: Eukaryota; Metazoa; Arthropoda; Insecta; Hymenoptera; Vespidae. Gene Ontology annotation, molecular function: metal ion binding; protein binding. The transcript has 9 exons.
UCGUUAUCAUCGUACUUUGCAUAACGAUAGACAUUUCUCUCUGUAUAAGUGAGAAAAUAGAAAAGGAAGAAAAUUAAGCGGAUCGUCGUGAGAAAAUAAAGAAAUAAAGAGAAAAGAGGUAAAAAGACGAUCUCAUGGAAAAGGAGUCGAGAGGAAACAAGUGGCGCUGGCAUCGUCGGCAGUCAGAAGCCGCCGGCUGGGUUGAUGACGGUGACGGUGGCGUGCGAUGAGAACGACGCUUCUAGUGGCAUCAGUCGACGUUCUACGCUCGUACAACGCGGAGCUCGAUGGCGUGUAAUCUUCCUCGAGUUCCUCGAUAGCCGCGUGCUCGAGCGGACUUGUCAAACCUAACACGCGUUUUAUUUUUUUUCGGGAAUCAUCGAAUUUUUUUUCUUGGCAAGGUAAUAAAAAGAGAAGAUGAUGCAUGCCGACUUGAAUAUAUCAAAAUUCUACUCGAGCGGCUUCUACCGCGCGGAUUAUCGGACGAGCGACGCGCGCACGUAAAAAGGACUCUUCGCGUCCCUCCGAUAUACAGAAAGAGUGAGGGAGAAACAGGAAGAGGGAGAGAGAGAUAAAGAAAGUAUAGUCCUUUGAACGACAACCAUCAUCAGAAUGGAACCCGCCAAAGAUCGUCUCACGACGCGUUACUGUGGAUAUCGUCUCGCUGUCGAGAUAUAUGAAAAGAGUCUGGUCAGAGCAGACAGACCUGCGACUUGGUAUCUCGCAUCCGCCAUCCUGGAAGAAUUGGCUGGUCCUACGAUAACGAGCACGGCCAGUUGUAUACCGAGCAUCACUAGCGCGACAACUAUGAUGACGACGACGACGACUACAACGAGUUCAACUACGAUGGCUAUCUCAACGAGUCCCAGCAUGCCAUUGAGAAGAAAGAUCGAAUUCUCUUUUGCCUGUCCCUUCUGCGAAGGGACUCUAUUCGAACCCGUAACCACCAGCUGCGGACACACUUUCUGCAGGAACUGCAUGGAAACGGGAAAAAACUGUCGCGUGUGCGGUCAAAAGAUUCUCACCGUCGGUCAAACAAACGUGCUCGUGCAAAGGCUCGUGGAAAAGUGGUGGCCACGCGAGGCAGAGGCGAGCAAAGCGAGACACGAGGGCGACCUCCUCAUAAAGGAGGGUGACCUGGCUCAGGCUCUGGAUAGGUACAACCUCGCCGUACGACUCGUGCCAAACAGCCCACUCCAUCUUAGCAACAGGGCCCAUGUCUUGCUCUUGUUAAAAAGGCCGCAAGCGUCUCUCACAGAUGCCGAUCAGGCGGUUAGGCUUAGGCCUGAUUGGGGCAAGGGUCAUUAUAGAAGAGGAGUAGCAUUAUCGGCUUUAGGUAGAUACGAAGAAGCCUUUUUCGCCCUUUGCAUUAGCGUUGCCAUCGACAAGAAUCCUCAAGUAGUACGGCACGAACUAACCAGGGUGUUGCAUAGAAUGUUAUUGGCCGAUUUACGUCGGCAGAGCGUCAUGCAGCAGCGCACACCGUACAAUUUAAUAGAAGGUGUGCCCCGCACGAGAAGCCGUCACCAAUUAACAAAUCCCAAGCGUAAUCGACGUGCCGCGUUUAAUAGUUCGGAUUGCGAGGACGAUAGUAGUGGCGGCGAAGAGGAAUUCACACAGACGAUAAGUCGAAGACUUCUCUCGAAUAACGCCAAACUUCAAACGAUCUUGGACCGAGUAUCUCAAGAUAUGGAAAAACUGAAAAGAGUGGAAGCAAGACCGGCGGAGGUUCUAUUACCGCCAUUCGCGGAUGGAACUGUCGGUGAAUUAGACUGUAUUUUAUGCUGUCGACUACUUUGGAAACCGGUAACAACACCGUGUGGGCAUACGUAUUGUUGGAUGUGUCUAGAUAGGUGUUUGGAUUAUUCCUCGGCCUGUCCAUUAUGCGUCACAUCACUCGCCGACUAUCUAGCAAGUAGUCAAAAAACUGUGACCGACUUCAUAGAAAAGGCUCUGAAGAUAGUAGCACCAACUGAAUAUGCAGCUAGAGCAGCGAGUCAUCGACUCGAGUUGGUUCAAGGUCUCGGUCUUUUGGAUAGCGAACAAAUUGCUGUAUUUGUCUGCACCACUGCAUUUCCAUGUGUCGCCUGUCCCUUAUUCGUUUACGAGCCUAGAUAUCGAUUGAUGGUCAGAAGAUGCGUGGAGAGCGGUGUCAAACAGUUUGGUAUCGCUGCGUGUUUGAACAAAGAAUCAAGCGGUACUAAAAGGUACGCGGAAUAUGGCACGAUGCUUGAAAUUCGAGAUCGCGUGUUACUGAAGGAUGGCUGUAGUAUUCUUAGUACGCUCGGGAGAAGAAGGUUCAGAGUCCUUUCUGGUGGUGAAAGAGACGGAUAUGAUACAGCUCAUGUUGAAUUUCUAAGGGACACAGUGGUACAAGGAAAUCAAUUAUUGAAUCUGCUGGAAUUACACGAUAAGGUACGAGCUAAAGGUAGAAGAUGGUGGAACACAGUGCCGUCUUUUCAACAAUCCGAAAUUCAACGAGUCUUCGGUCGCAUGCCCGACACGGAAGAAGAUUGGCCGAGACUUCCGGACGGACCUUCGUGGACGUGGUGGUUAUUAGCCAUCUUGCCUCUUGGUCCGCAACUUCAAGUUGGUAUAUUGGGUACUACUAGUUUGGAAAAGAGACUGAGAGCUAUCGAGAAGACUUUAGAUCACAUGGAACAGAGACAACUCACUGUUGCGCCUGCACCGUCGGAAGAAACUACAACUUCUUCGAGUAUUUGCAGAGAUAGACGGGCCAUCACGGAGAGGACGGUCCCAGUUUUUCAGCAAUCCUAGAGAUUUUCUACAUCGUCUUUUCUAUUCCUCUAGAUUCUUUAAAUAAGACCUUCGCCUAAAACUCCAACGCGAAAGGAAUAGAAGAACGACCGAUCGAUAAUCAAUCUUCGACGAUGGAUAGAUUAACAGAUUCGAGAUAUAUCGACUUUCUCGAAUCAUUCUACUCGAAUCCUUCCUAUCUUUCUUCCUUCCUUUUCCUCUCGCGUCCUUUUAAUCAAGUAUUUUCGCUCGAGUGCUCGCUCCAAUAAUUUGGCACUCGUUAAACUCUUAAUCGGAUGCCUUAUCGACGAAUUAAUAUUACGAGCGAUUUCGCAAGAGCGACAUAUCCGGUGUAACAAAAUAAUGUAAAAAAUUUAUAAGCUAGAUCGCUAAACUCGAUGAGGCAAGCCGAUUUCCUUUCCGCUAUUGCAAUAUGCAAAUCUGUUCUUCCAAAAUAUUAUAUAUAUAUAUAUAUAUAUAUAUAUAUAUAUAUAUAUGUAUAUAUAUACAUACACAUACAUAUAUAUAUAUCUAUGUAUAUGUAUAUGUAUAUACACACGACACGAUACUAUACAUUUAUGUGUACACCUACGCGCGUACGGCUGAUAACGUUUGCCGACGAAGAGCUGAUUAUUAUAUAAGGUUUUAACGCGUCAUAAACAAUUUCUUAAGCUCUCACAUCGUUUCAAGUCCGAUGCACACUUUACGAACGAGUAAUCAAACCUUCGACCAAAAAGAUAAAUACUUUUAUUAAGAA